Oldenlandia corymbosa var. corymbosa is the source of this 1498-nucleotide messenger RNA. The record is from the annotation of a GenBank genome assembly. Lineage: Eukaryota; Viridiplantae; Streptophyta; Magnoliopsida; Gentianales; Rubiaceae.
CAAAACUGAAGUUUGAAAACUAUUUUUGAACUGAAUUUAAUCUAUUUUUGGAAGGGGGGUUAUUUUUAAAAAUAUAAAAUAAAAUCAGAAGCUGAAAAUAUUCCCCCUUUUCAUUUUUAUCACUAGCCAAACGAACCUUAAUCAGCUGAAGACAGAGCUCGAUUUUCCAUUCCCGACGCGAUUGCAAUGGCAACAGGAGCGAGAUCUUUCCUCCAAUCCGUGAGGCGUUACAUCAAGAAGCCAUGGGAGAUCACUGGACCAUGUGCCUCGCCGGAGUUCCAGGAGGCUCUUCCCAAGGCCACCGAUUACCGGGUUCACUGCCCCGCCACCGUACCCACUCAGGCAAUUGUUCCUACUGCCAACCCGGAAACGGUUUUCGAUAUCAAGUACUUCUCUCGCGACCAGCGCCGUAAUCGCCCGCCGAUUAAGCGGACCAUUUUGAAGAAAGCCGACGUUGAGAAAAUGAUGAAAGAGACCAGCUUCGAUGUGAAUGAUUUCCCCAGACCUUAUUUGACUACCACAAUCAUUGAGGACGAUAACGCCAUCGGCGGUGGAUACCAGAAAUAGAGGCAAGCUAAGGCAUGUGAGCUGUCUUGGGAGUUGGGAGAAAGCAUGGUUCCCGAUAAUUGAGGAAGAAAAUGGUUCAAUAUUUCAAUUGUCAUCUUGUAUAACCGGCAGAAAUAUCUGAUGUAUUGUGCCUAAAAUUCAUUUUAUCUUGUUUUAGUUGUUUUGCUCAUAAAUAAAAAAAUGAUAUAUUAACUGAAAAGUUUCAGCAACGUUUGAUUGGAAAGUUAGCUCAAUUUUUGCUUUGAUUAUCCCAGUGUAUUAUAAACAGUUGAGACCAUGGAUGCUUUAUCUUUUCUGUUGUUGUUUGUAGGAUGCUUCACCUUUCCCUAUUAUUAAUGAUUUGAUGCAAUGCAAACAUUGAUGUGAAUGGAACAAUGGUUUCUUUCAAAACUCUGAACCUAUUUUUGAUUCAAAUGAAACUAAGAUAGCUAAAAUGUUAACCAUUGUUACUUUUUGUUAUGUUCAUGAUGAGAAAUAAAACCCAUGUAGCUCCUUAUCUGUUGAGUUCUUUAUCUGAAGUUAUGUUGGAAACCGAGGAUAUUUUGUUGUAUUCAUCUAUGAGAAUCAUCCCUAGGAAUGUUUACUGCUGCCCCUAGUAGAUACAAGUUGGUGAAUGAAUCAAGGUUGUCCUCACCGUCUUCAUAUAUAGCCCAAAUCAGUCUUGUUCCUUAGAGCAAUUCAUUGGACUUUUCUUGAUCUAAUCAGCAGGAAGAGCCCAAGUGAGAGUUGGAAUGAUACCUGAAAUUUCGAAAUACAAAAGGGUUGAUUUCAUGUCUGACUGCAAAUCUAGGUUAUAGCUAAAUGGCACCCGGCCUUCCGCCAAUUUGCAGGUUCAAAUCCAUUGGUUCCUCUUCUGUAUGGAAUAAAAACAAAAACUUUCACGAGAUUGUGUAAACAGUUAACACUAAACAGCAGGAGGAAGCUACAUCAC